AAGGAAGAGCAUGGUACUAUUGAUUGUCACCUAAGUUGCAUAAUUUUUAUAGGGCUGCCACCACCCACCAGUACCAAAACCCCACCUCUAUCAAUCACAAGCUAUCCUGGACCAUACAAAGCUUUUCUUAGAAAUUUUCGAUCAUCCAUCAUAUCUUUUUAUUCCUCUUGUUACAAAUUAUCAAUUCACAUUCAUAGAUAUAGUAUUCAUAGUUAUAUAUAAAAUAUAUUAUAUAUAUAGAGCUUAAAAUUAUUAAGAUAAGGAGACUGAAAGACAUGCUCAAUUCUCAUCAGCUUCCAAGGCAUUUCAUUGCACCUGAUAUUAAAACCGUACAAUCAUCCCUUUCCUCUGAUCAACGCGGUACCCUUUUGCUUAUAAACAACAUCAACCUCAUCCUCUUCCUCUUCUUCAGAUUUCUUUCUCUUCUUCGCGUCCCUCGUUUCAAGGGCUAGACAUACAUCUUCAUCUUCAUCUUCAUCUUCACUUGCAGGAUCGAUCUUAAUUUUUGUGGUUUCAGGUUUUGAGGGUGUUCAGGGUGAUGGGUUUGAGUACCAAGCAAGUUUCUAGUGAUGGGCUCGAUUGGAGCCAGGCCAGCUUGUUGCAAGGUCAGACUUUUCAGCUCCCAAAAUCACCUUCUGCCAUGAGGAGGCAACAACCUGAGCCUUUGAAGUGCCCAAGGUGUGAAUCUACCAACACAAAGUUCUGCUACUACAACAACUACAACAAGCAACAGCCGAGGCACUUCUGCAGAGCUUGCAAGCGGCAUUGGACCAAAGGCGGCACUCUCCGGAACGUCCCUGUUGGCGGUGGCCGCAAAAACAAGCGCCUAAAGAAAUCAUCAAACAGUACUUCUGCCUCUGCUGCAGCCACAACAACCACCACGAACAGUGCGGCAAUUGAUCAAACAGAUCACCAAGAGCAGAAACCCAUGUCUCAAGUUUUCUAUCAGGCGCUGCCUCAACAGAAUUUGGAUAAUACUAUCAUCUUUUCGUCCUCAUCAUCACCGGGUUUAAGUGCCAGUACUCUGCCUUUCCUUCAUCAGAGUAGAAACUUGAGCUUUCCCUUCUCAAGCUCAAUUAGCACUACUUCAAGUUCCUUUGACACAAACUUGUCUUCCAUCUCAACAUCUUUGCAAUCCUCAAAUGUUUAUAACUACGCCACCGCGGCAACCGAGGAUCAAUUCAAAGCCAUGGAGGAGCCAACCAUUACAAGCAUCAUGCCCAACAUUUCUCAGCCUAAUUGGAAAGUGCCCACUUCAAGCAACGGCAUGGAUGUGUAUUCAAACGACUGGAACUGGGAAGACAUUGAAACCCUUGUUUCUACUGAUCUCAAUCUGCCUUGGGACGGUUCUGAUAUAAAACCAUAAGAGGAAUUAGGUUUCUGUUUGAAUUGGGUGUGUUCAUGAGGCAGAGGAAACAGUCUCUUUCUUCUCUUAAUGUCAUUGUCAGUUUGUCACAGUUUCUACUUGACCAGGUGAUAAAUAAUUUCUGCUAGUUAUUAAAUUUAUGCAGAGAGAUGUAGACUGUUUGAAGCUGUCUUUUUUUCUUCUUUUUAUUUAUUUAUAGGUUUUUCUUCUUAAGAAUUAAGAUGUCCAUUAAUUUGUAACUCUUUCCUGAGAUUGUUCAUUAUUACAAUAUGAAUGAAAAUUGAUAGAGUGUAAGUGAGUGCUUUGUGAUAGGGAAAUGGGUCUCCUACAGGAGGGCUGACAGACAGACAGAAGAGAAUGAGAUGGAAGAUUCUUGUGGAUAUACAUAUGUAAUGUAUAUUUGGAUAUCUGAAUUAGAUUACAUGGAUUUGUUUGCCCAUAUUUUAUGACCACUGGUUCAGAAUCAUGCUUUGCUUCAAGU
Molecule: messenger RNA, 1847 nt
Organism: Prunus mume (Japanese apricot)
Lineage: Eukaryota; Viridiplantae; Streptophyta; Magnoliopsida; Rosales; Rosaceae
Biological process (GO): regulation of DNA-templated transcription
Molecular function (GO): DNA binding; DNA-binding transcription factor activity
Source: RefSeq, a predicted model, not a curated record